CAAAUAUUUGUGACAGACGCUGAAGUGAUGCAAAACUAAAUUAAAUAAUUCAUUAUACUCCUCACACUAUCUCAAUAGUGUCUUUUAAAAAGGUUUCCACACGCACCCGCUAUGAGCAUUUUCUUGAACUUGUUGGUGCUUAGCAUUGUACUGCUGUUAGCCUUUCUUAAGUACAGACACGGCUACUGGAAACGCCGCGGUGUACCACAUGAAGCGCCACACUUUCCACUGGGUGAUUUUAAAGAAUGGCGUAGCACAAAAUGUUUCUUUGAAAUACUCGCACCGAUCUAUAGGAAAUUCAAAGACAGCGCACCAUUCGCCGGCAUGUUCAUGGCCUUUAGACCAGUCGCACUCAUUUUGGACCCAGACCUGGUAAAGAGCAUACUGAUCAAAGACUUUAAUCAUUUUCGUGAGCGCGGCGUGUUCUCCAAUGUUAGGGACGAUCCACUCACGGGUCAUCUCUUCGCCUUGGAAGGUACCAAGUGGCGUGAAUUACGCCAGAAACUCUCUGCGGCGUUUAGUUCGGGCAAAAUGAAACACAUGCAUCCCAUCGUGGUCAAAGUGGCUGAGGAAUUUAAAAAAGUUUUGGAAGAAAAGCAAGCGACCGCUGUUGAUGGUGUCAUUGAGAUCACCGACUUGCUCUCGCGCUUCACGGCCGAUAUCAUCGGCGUAUGCGCCUUUGGCAUCGAGUGCAAUAGUUUGCGCCAUCCGCAGGCGGACUUCGUGGUGAUGGGUAGGAAAGCAAAUAUCGAUAGACGACACGGUUUCCUUCUGGAUACCUUUAUCGAAGCGGCGCCGAAGUUGGCACGUACGUUGCGUAUGCGACAAACCACACAGGAAGUGAACGACUUCUAUAUGGGCAUCGUGCGUGAAACCAUUGAGUAUCGGGAAAGGACUGGUGUGAAACGCAACGACCUAAUGGAUACCUUGCUGGAAUUAAAGAGCAAGGACGGCAAUGAUGGCGGACUCACAGUUAAUGAGAUUGCUGCUCAAGCUUUCGUCUUCCUUAUAGCUGGUUUUGAGACCUCCUCAUCCACAAUGGGUUAUGUACUUUAUGAGCUGGCCAAAUGGCAGGACAUACAGAAUCGACUGCGUGCUGAAAUAAAUACGGUGCUGGAGCGUCACAACAACCAAUUAACCUACGAGUCAAUGCAAGAUAUGCGCUACAUGGAGCAAGUAUUAUCAGAGACACUGCGAAGAUAUCCCAUUGUAGGCCAUUUGGUGCGUGAAGCUGAUAUAGAUUAUAAAACCGCAGAUCCGCGCUUCACCAUCGAGAAAGGCACAAUGGUUAUUAUACCCGUCUAUGAGCUGCAUCACGACCACCAAUACUUUCCAAAUCCGGAAAAGUUCGAUCCAGACCGGUUUUCAGAAGCGGAAAUAAAAACACGCCCCGCCUGCACUUAUCUGCCCUUCGGUGAUGGUCCACGCAAUUGCAUCGGCCUACGUUUCGGCAAAAUGCAGGUGUGCAUUGGACUCACAUAUUUGCUGAGACAUUUCAAGUUUUCCGUCUGCGAAGAAACGGAAGAGCGCUUGAGCUUUCAGGUCGAGAAAAUAAUACUACAGCCGAUCAAUGGCAUUAAACUGCGCGUGCAGCGCUUGUAAAGUGGGCGGCAGGGCUCUGCUAGGCGGUUUGGAGAGCACAUGUCGUAGUGCUGGCUGUUUUUAUUAUAUAAGAGAUUAUGAUAAUAAAAUUUAAUUCACAUGUCUA
Bactrocera neohumeralis is the source of this 1708-nucleotide messenger RNA. Its product is annotated as probable cytochrome P450 6a23. Lineage: Eukaryota; Metazoa; Arthropoda; Insecta; Diptera; Tephritidae. The record is from RefSeq and is a predicted model, not a curated record. The transcript is spliced from 3 exons. Gene Ontology annotation, molecular function: heme binding; iron ion binding; monooxygenase activity. Bases 112 to 1602 code for a protein of 496 amino acids.